Artibeus jamaicensis (Jamaican fruit-eating bat) is the source of this 7243-nucleotide messenger RNA. It is a transcript of the gene RAB3GAP2, whose product is annotated as RAB3 GTPase activating non-catalytic protein subunit 2. NCBI's taxonomy places the organism in Eukaryota, Metazoa, Chordata, Mammalia, Chiroptera, Phyllostomidae. Bases 134 to 4327 code for a protein of 1397 amino acids. Gene Ontology annotation, biological process: regulation of GTPase activity. The record is from RefSeq and is a predicted model, not a curated record. The transcript has 35 exons.
UGACAGCUUCCGGUUUGGUCUCCCCGCCCCUCCGUGGCUCCGGCUGUCGCGGCUGGGCUGUGGCGGCCGAGGGGUGGCGGGGGGCAGGGCGUGGCCAGGUAAGGUGAGUGCACCAGCAGGGCUCCCCGGAGCCAUGGCCUGUUCCAUCGUCCAGUUCUGCUACUUCCAGGACCUCCAGGCCGCCCGCGACUUCCUCUUCCCUCACCUGCGGGAGGAGACCCCCGUCGGCGCCCUGCGGAGGGACCCCAGUAAAGCAGCGAGCUGGGAAGAUGACGGCUGGGGAGCGUGGGAAGAAGCAGAGCCCCAGGAACCUGAAGAAGAAGGAAACACUUGCAAGACACAGAAAACCUCCUGGCUUCAAGAUUGCGUGUUAUCUUUAUCUCCAACCAAUGACCUAAUGGUUAUAGCUCGGGAGCAAAAAGCUGUAUUUCUAGUGCCAAAAUGGAAAUAUGGUGAUAAAGGAAAGGAGGAAAUGCAGUUUGCUGUUGGUUGGAGUGGCUCUUUAAACGUUGAAGAAGGGGAGUGCGUGACGAGUGCUCUGUGCAUCCCACUAGCAAGCCAGAAGAGGAGUUCCACUGGGCGCCCCGACUGGACCUGCACCGUGCUGGGCUUCACCUCCGGCUCUGUGCGCUUCUACACGGAGAACGGCGUGCUCCUGCUCGCACAGCUGCUGAACGAGGACCCGGUGCUGCAGCUGAAGUGCAGGACCUAUGAAAUCCCCCGGCACCCCGGCGUGACCGAGCAGAAUGAAGAGCUGAGUAUCUUAUAUCCAGCUGCCAUCGUGACCAUCGAUGGGUUUAGCCUUUUUCAGUCUCUUCGUGCUUGUCGAAAUCAAGUAGCAAAAGCUGCAGCGUCAGGCAAUGAGAACAUACAGCCACCACCAUUAGCUUAUAAGAAGUGGGGUCUUCAAGAUAUUGACACUAUUAUUGAUCACGCUAGUAUUGGUAUCAUGACGCUGUCCCCUUUUGAUCAGAUGAAGACGGCCUCCAAUAUAGGUGGAUUUAACGCAGCCAUUAAAAACAGUCCACCUGCCAUGUCUCAGUACAUCACUGUAGGGUCCAACCCGUUUACCGGCUUCUUCUAUGCUUUAGAGGGAAGCUCGCAGCCGCUGCUGUCCCACGUGGCCCUCGCAGUCGCCAGCAAACUCACUUCCGCCUUGUUCAACGCCGCCAGUGGCUGGCUUGGCUGGAAGAGCAAGCACGAGGAAGAGGCCAUCCCGAAGCAGAAGCCGAAGGUCGAACCAGCCACCCCGUUAGCUGUCAGAUUCGGGCUUCCAGACUCGCGACGCCACGGCGAAAGCAUAUGUGUGUCCCCGUGCAACACGCUGGCGGCCGUGACGGACGACUUUGGCAGAGUCGUUUUACUGGACGUAGCCCGAGGAAUCGCAACGCGCAUGUGGAAAGGGUAUCGGGACGCCCAGACUGGCUGGAUCCAGAUUGUAGAGGACCUCCACGAAAGGGUCCCUGAAAAGGUGGAUUCUUCCCCCUUCGGAAAUGCUCAGGGCCCCAGCCGAGUAGCUCAGUUCCUUGUGAUCUACGCCCCGAGGAGGGGCAUUCUGGAGGUGUGGAGCACGCAGCAGGGGCCCCGAGUGGGGGCCUUCAACGUGGGGAAGCACUGUCGGCUUCUGUAUCCUGGCUACAAAAUCAUGGGCUUAAAUAAUGUCACCAGUCAGAGUUGGCAGCCACAGACAUACCAGAUCUGCCUUGUCGACCCCGUGUCCGCGAGUGUGAAAACAGUGACUGUCCCUUUCCACCUGGCACUGAGUGACAAGAAGAGCGAGCGUGCCAAGGACAUGCACUUGGUGAAGAAACUGGCGGACCUGCUGAAGACAAAGUCUGCCAGCCUUGAUUUGGUGGAAAGAGAAAUAAAGGAAGUAAUUCUCGAUAUUAAGUACCCUGCAACCAAAAAGCAGGCUUUGGAAAGCAUUCUGGGAAGUGAACGGUUACCGUUUUCCUGCCUUAGAGACGUCACCCAGACUCUCGUGGACACUUUGAAAAAUCAAGAACUUGAGUCUGUUGACGAGGGAUUGCUCCAGUUUUGUGCCAAUAAACUGAAGUUGCUCCGUCUUUAUGAGUCUGUCCAUGAGUUAAAUUCCCUGGAUUUUCACUCCGACACACCCUUCUCUGAUCACGAUUUGGCUGUCUUAUUAAGGCUUGAUGAAAAGGAACUCCUUAAGCUCCAGGCGUUGUUAGAGAAAUACAAGCAAGAGACCCCCAGGACUGUGGUGCGAUUUUCUGAUGAGAAGGACGGCGUGUGGCCUGUGAAGACAUUCCUGGAGCACUUAGAGUGUGAGAAGGACGUGGUCAGCGUGAAGAAGAUAAGUGAAGAGGAGUACGUGGCCUUAGGCAGUUUCUUCUUUUGGAAGUGUCUGCAAGGCGGAAGCCCCUCGGAGGACGUGUGCCGCACUUUGGAGUCGGCUGGACUGAGCCCCCAGCUGCUCUUGUCUCUGCUCCUGAGCGUCUGGCUUUCCAAGGAAAAGGAUGUUCUGGAGAAGCCGCAGUCUGUCUGCUAUCUUCACGCGAUGCUGUCCCUCCUGAGCAGGAUGAAAGUGGCCGUUGACGACUCGUGGGACUCCCAGUCGGUGUCCCCUUGGUGGCAGCAGAUGCGCACGGCCUGUAUCCAGUCCGAGAACAACGGGGCUGCACUGCUCUCUGCGCACGUGGGGCACUCUGUCGCCGCGCAGAUGUCCAACGGCGGGACCGAGAGGAAGCUUUCCCAGACAGCGGCGGGUGCGGACGCGGAGGCCCUCACGGACUCCUGGGAGGCCCUCUCCCUGGACGCCGAGUACUGGAAGCUCCUGCUCAAGCAGCUGGAGGACUGCCUCGUGCUGCAGACGCUGCUGCACAGCAGGGCGAGCCCGCGCGCCUGCCGGGCGUCGGCGCUGCCCCCCGAGCCGCUGCCCAGGCUCUCGGUCAAGAAGCUCCUUGAAGGAGGCAGAGGUGGCAUUGCAGACAGUGUGGCCAAGUGGGUAUUUAGACAGGAUUUGAGCCCUGAAGUGUUGAAACUGGCUAAUAAAGAAAGAGAUGCAGAAAACCUGGAUGAAGCCAAAGAGGGUACGCACAGGGGCUUGUUGGAGGUGUCAGCUGCGGACGCGGACUUGGGAGCCAUACCAGACCUGCUGCGGGCGGCCUACGAGCAGUUCCCGUGCAGCCUGGAGCCGGACACGCUGCACGCGCACUGCUGCUGGGAGUGCGUGGUCCAGUGGAACAAGGACCCGGAGGAAGCACGUUUUUUUGUGAGGUCCAUAGAGCACUUGCAGCACAUCAGCAAUGCGCACGUUCAGCACGGUGUCGCUCUGAUGAUGUGGAACACGUUCCUGGUCAAGAGGUUCUCUGCGGCCACAUACCUGAUGGAUAAGGUUGGAAAAGCACCAAAGGACAGGCUAUGCCGAAGGGAUGUGGGCAUGAGCGACACGGCACUGACCUCUUUCCUCGGCUCCUGCCUGGAUCUCCUGCAGACGCUGAUGGAGGCAGAUGUGAGCAAGGACGAGAUGCAGGCGCCUGUCCUGGACACCGAGGACGCUUGGCUCGCUGCCGAGGGCCCAGUCUCGAUCGUGGAGCUGGCCCUGGAGCAGAAGCACAUCCACUACCCACUGGUGGAGCAUCACUCCGUCCUCUGCUCCAUCUUGUACGCGGUGAUGAGGUUCGCUCUGAAGGCUGUGAAGCCGCUGUCGCUUUUUGACAGCAAGGGGAAAAAUGCAUUUUUCAAAGACCUAACUUCAAUACAGUUACUGCCUAGUGGAGAAAUGGAUCCAAACUUUAUUUCUAUACGACAGCAGUUCCUGCUGAAAGUUGUCAGUGGGGCUGUCCAGGCUCAGCACUCGGGUGCAAAGGACAAGGGGACCUCAGAGGAGGCGCCAGCCACUCCUUUUGGGAAAGACCAAGACUGGCCAGCUCUGGCUGCGGACUUGGCCCACCACCUUCAGGUCAGCGAGGACAUCGUGAGGAGGCACUACGUGGGGGAACUCUACAACUAUGGAGCCGACCACUUGGGAGAAGAGGCCCUCCUGCAGGUUCAGGACAAAGAGGUCAUGGCCUCCCAGCUGCUGAUGGUGACGGGCCAGAGGCUGGCGCACGCACUGCUCCACGCCCAGACACGGGAGGGCAUGGAGCUGCUGGCCAGGCUGCCGCCCACACUCUGCACGUGGCUGAAGGCGAUGGACCCCCAGGAUCUUCAAAACACAGAAGUGCCCAUUGCAACAACAGCCAGACUAGUGCACAGAGUCAUCGAGCUUCUGCCCGAAAACCACGGGCAGUACAGUUUGGCCUUACACCUCUUCGAGGCUGUGGAAGCCAUGCCCUCCCCCCCCUCGGGGCCUCGUGUAUGACCCGGCCCCCCCGUGCACCUGGCACAGCGCUCAGUGCAUGGUUAUUCUACACGGCGCCAGCCGGGCUUCGUGGAGGGGGGUGUCUCUUUUUUCCUUUUGUAAAAUGAAUUUAAAGAAAUAUAUAUAUAUAUAACUUUUAAAAAGUACAGUCCUGGUUAAAUUCCACUCCUUUGGGAAAAUAUAAACAGAUAUCAGUUAUACUAUUAACUACUCAUACAGAUGUUUUACUGUUCAUUUCUAAUUCAGACACUUAAGUAGCUUUAUUGUUGAAUUUUGCUAUUUAAAAUUGGUUAUGGUUUACGGAUUAUGUUCUUAUUAUGAGUCUACGUUUCCUACUCAGAUGUUAUUGUUCUAAGGGAAUUGCAGUGCGGUCCUGUAAACCCAGUCCCAGCAGUGCAGUUAGACAAGCAUCCCACUGCCCCGUCCCAAGUGGUAGGAAGAGGCUUCCCUGCCGCUGCCUCCCCUGCCGGCCACCCCCCGGAGCCUGGAAGCUGGCGGGUUCCUUCCCCAGAGGGUAUUUGGCUGCCGUCAGAGGACAGUGACCUUGUGAAGGAAUGUGUUCAAGAUCAUCAGUCAUCAGAAGGGACAUGUAAUAGAACCCUCGAUCUAGUACCAAAAUACCUGUCUGUACUUGCCAAAAUUGUGAGUCUGAGAUGCGGGCAACGCUCCAAAAUCAGUUAUAACACAAGGUAAGAUUUGUUUUUUUGCCAAGGUUCCAAGCUGUAUCCACAUCAGGUAAUUAAUUGUAAAAAUGUAUUAUCUUGUAAAACUUACAUUUUAAAAAAGGGAGCAAAGAUGCUAAAAAUUUAAGUCUGACUUUAUUUUUCCUACAAGUGUUUUGAAACGUCUGCUCCUGAGACUUGAUAAUGUUGCGUCUCUGCUCUCAGGAGCAGCACAGAAGACGCUAGUGACGCUACAGCUGGAGCAGACCUACCUCACAGCCGGGGGGAGCGGGCAGACUGCAGCUGCUUUACACCCCACAGUGCCUGGAGCCGUGGCAGGGGCGAUCUGAUGGAAGCCGACCUGACCAAAAGUGGACCAAGUGCUGUGAGCUGCACAGAUGCCGAGUGUGCACUGCGGUCCAUCUCGGGCAUGCAGCCGUACAGUGCAGUCACUGACGCCCGUCUGGGGUCGCGGUGUUUGUCGUUGGGACGCGGAGGGCGGGUUCUGCACCCCUCGUGGGAAGCCGACUCCAGCAGUUGUACCAAGUUGAGUAGACAGAAAGGGAGAGACGAGGAGAUCCCAAUGUAAAGUCUUUUUAGCUAAAAGGUCACAUCCAAAUAAGGACUUCCCUGUCGAAAACUGAGUUACUGUUUAAUUUAGCACAAAGUAAACACACAGGACGCCCUGGGUCUUUGGGGUGCAGGCCCAUGCGUCUGAUGGAGGUGCACACGACAGGGCCAGCCGCUGGGCCCCCGCCUCGAGCCUGGUGCCCCCCCACCAGAGACGCGCGUGUGGUUUCCUGUGAACGGAUCUGGUGUCAGAUAGUCACUCGUCAUAGACAUGCUAAAAGGCUGCUUCUGUCUGUGAUUUUUUUUUACAUAUUCUGAAAGUAAUUAUAAAUUUUGAAAGGUGGUUCAAAAAUGUGGAAGUAUAGGCAUUUUUUUUCAUGUUAGUAUAGGCAUCUUUAAAGAUUAAAUCCUACUUUGAUUCCAUGUCAUUUUGCGAGGGGUACCUAAUCCACGUUUAAGGUAACAAAACUGGUUUCACACACAAUCAGAUCUGAGGGUUGUGGGCAGUAAGUGGAAAUAGGGCAGAGAAUUGCGACUAGUCACCGAGUCUCCAUUGAGUAGAUGGGUAAUCCUAAAAUUUACCACUCAUAGAAUUUUAAGUUGGAAUUGUGAGUCGUAGGGUUAAGAAACAGCUAAGUAAUCUACUAUUCCAUCAAGGGCUUUAAAAAUAAACCUAGAAAUCCAAGAGAAGAAAGGCAAAUAAGCAGCUCUGUGCAGGCAGACCGAGCCUCACUGCACGCCAGACGCUGAGUUUUUACACACCGAAGGCAAGACCAUCGGCGGAACAGUGGUGGCCCAGCCCAGUGCGCCACUCGCCUUCCCGGGCGCCUUCCUGGGCGGUCUGGAGCUGUCUCCAUCCCCAGGGGCUGCCUGCCUGCACCCUGUCACAAGGAAGGGCCCACGUGUGGGAGUCAGGUUUGAUGUCCAGUGCCUCGUUCUUAAAGAGCCCGUUACACUGAGCUGCAGUUGCCGCUGGGCGGCCAGGAACCAGGGGCGAUCCCCCAGAUCCACACCCCCACACCCGUUGCUCAUGAGCAGCGAAGAGGCCUGGGGCACCCCUCGCACCCCACUGGCUAAUGCGGAACGAAGGCAAGUGUUCCGUAAUCGUAAUGACACUGCAGGUGGGGUUUAGACGUGGGCCCCGAGAGUCAGCAUCGGUGUGGACACAGGAGCAGUGUCAGGCUUCCAGACCCUUCCCACCUUCACAAAAGGAGAAAUAAACAGAGAAAAGACUUAUUUCCCCUCAGUUAUAAAAAUUCAUCUUAGGUCACGGUAAACAUUGUUACAUUUAAAUUGCAUUCUUUAAGAAAAUAUGAUUAAUUGCAAUUUAAAAUCACAGAAAUCUCAGAUUUACUAACACUACACUUACAUGGAUUGUAACAGUUAGAAGUUGCUGUGAUUCAUUUAAUUUUUAAGAGACAAACACUUUUAAAUACUGAUAGCAACAGGGAAAGCCCUCUCUCACCCAGCAGGGAUGGAUUCAUUGGGCUUACAAAAGUUUGAUUUCUGCCGAGAAGUAGCUCUCCCUAGAAAGAUUUUAACCCAAUACCAAGUUGUUUAUAAAACCCUCUAUUAUCUAAUGUAAUGUACUGUAAGUAGUGAAAUUCUGUAUAUACUGCUGUUUUCUGUGUCUGUUCAUUGUUGUGAAUUUAUGUAUAUUAGUGAAAUAAAUUUUCAGCUUUCA